AUGUCAAAUAUUUUUGCUGAAAAGGUGUUGACUCUACCUUAUGAAUUAUUAUAUUCAAUAUUGGAUAAUAUCCCAGAUGAAUACUUAAUGCAAUAUAUCGAUUUCCCUACAAUCGGUAAGGUUGCACUUGAUAUUCUUUCCUCAAAUGUCAUUAUUUUCAAGGAAAGUCCCAGACUCAUUGAAGACUAUCUUACUGAUUGCCGAAUAGAGGGUGAACUUUUCCCCCGAGAUAAUAGUGAAACAAAACAUAGUAUAACAUUUGACUUGUAUGGGGUGCUCAGAUUUAUUGUAAAGUAUCCUCAUUUCAGACCUCACAGACUUUAUGUUUACGAAAUUUCAGAUUUUGAAAUCCUCCGAAGGAUAUGUAAAUGGAUAGUGGAUGAAGCGAAAUCCGUAUCUAUAUCCAGAAGAUUUUGUUUGGGCCCGGAGUUGCCGGGCAUAGUAUCCGAAUGCAGCAAUAUUGACCAUUUGAGCACCAGUAAUUGUCAGGAUGUAUUGGCUGAAAUUCCAUCGACGGUGACGGAGAUAACAUAUCGAAAAGUAUCACAUUUAAAUCCCUUUUUUCGGCCACUUCCGGUACCCUUUUUGAGAGUUUUCCCCGAACAUUUGAUCAAUGUGGAUAUAUGCGUAGAAGUCGAGGACUAUUUUAUACCAAAGUUGCCUAAUACGUUGAAACGCAUGCAUAUAGAAUUUAGCAGAAAGCCUCAACGCAAUGGGGAGGAGAGACCAAUGGGAAUCGACAUAGAACACUUGAAUAACCUUCAUACAGCCUCUUUCGAGGGCAUACAUUCACUUGCUUUCGGAGCAUUUAAAGCUCCGAAACAACUAAGGAACCUUCAUAUCGAGGCAUGUACAGUGCAUGGAGACUGGAGAUAUUUAGCCCAACUUACCAAUUUGAGAAGUUUGCAAGUCGCAGCGGGUGACAUUUAUACAAAUAUAAUUGCAGAGUUCCCUACAUCGUUAACAGACUUGGUAGUUGACACGGAAACCGAGUGCAUAGCCGAAACAUUUGAGUUUCCGCCCAGGCUCGUCCUGUUGUAUUUAGACCAUAUCGAGCUACCAGUUUCAUAUCCCGAAAUACAGUUUCCACAUACCCUCAAGAAUUUACACCUAGGGUUGGCAGAUAAGGAUUAUCUAUUGCAAGAAUUAAAUCUACCAGAACUAGAAACUUUGACACUAGAAGCCAAUGUUCUCCACCUUCGGAUCCUUCCGAAAUCUUUGCGUGAGUUUUCUUAUCGGUACGGUAAUUUUUUUGCAGCAAUUAGAAGCGAACUAAAAGAGUAUACCAAUUUGACCUCGCUUUCAUUUAACGGGCUUAAGCUUGUUGGACUUGAUUGCAGAAUGCCCCCAAAUCUCGAAAACUUGGACUUGAGAAACAAUUGGUUACCAGAAAUCUUGUUAGAUUACACCAAGAUACGAAAGUUGUAUGCUUGCAGGAAUAAAUUGCCCCAUCUCAACAAAGCUAGCUUGAAAUUACCCGAGGGCCUACUUGAAUUGCAUUUGAACGAAACUGAUUUGCACAAGGAGGGUGAAUAUAGUACCUUUUCAGUGCACCCCCCUGUAUAUGAACCUUGCUUUCCAGAAUCGUUGGAGUUUUUAUCUCUAGGAGAUCUGAAUAUUACGGAUGCCAUAUUGAACAAACUUGAAUUAUCAAGAUGCACGAAGUUAAAAGAGCUUUCAUUACAUGCAAACUAUAUACUGCUGCUCUCAUCAAGAGAUUUUCCCAAGUCCUUAGUUUUUCUUGAUAUUUCGAGUAAUCGGAUUAAGAAAAUUGUUGACGGUGACCUUUCAGGCUUUAAAUCGUUGAGAGGAAUAAAUGCAAGCAAUAAUACCAAGCUUGGAAGUGGAUUGGUAGACAAACCUAUUGUAUUUCCUCAAUCAUUGGAAUAUAUAAAUCUAUCAGCUUGUAGGAUUCCAAGUAACGCUGUUCAGAAUCUAGUGGUGAAUGAUUGCAAAAAUUUAAAGUGGGUAUUUCUUCUAGCCAAUAAGCCAAUUCCCGACUUGCUGAACUUCCUUGAUGCUGUACAAAGAUUCUGUCCCUUGAUUUCUUCUGUACAUGUUGACGACAAGAAUUAUAUACCUUUUAGGUCUAUGGGUUUUAGUUUUCUAGAUAGGACAUAUGAUCAUACCCUAUUUCAAGCUUUGAAGAAGAGAAAUUUGGUGUCCGUUGAAGACGGCGCCCGUUAUUUCGAUGAAAUAUUAUAG
Molecule: messenger RNA, 2205 nt
Organism: Hemisphaericaspora subhashii
Lineage: Eukaryota; Fungi; Ascomycota; Pichiomycetes; Serinales; Debaryomycetaceae
Product: leucine-rich repeat domain-containing protein
Exons: 1
Coding region: 1-2205 (734 amino acids)
Molecular function (GO): protein binding
Source: RefSeq, a predicted model, not a curated record